AUGUCUUCCCUUUCGUCCUCGUUCAAGUCCAUAGAGGGAAUGCCAGCUAUUACGCCGACGCCGGUUUACUCCAAUAUUCUUGUUGGUCAACCUCCAGUUUACGUACAGUGCACUGGCCUUACUGACUUGACUGACGGUGAGUCUUCACAAUACUGUUACAACGGUACUGUUUUCCAACAACCUGGUGGAGAUAAUGUCUACCUUCGGUUAAAAUUGGACGAUUCGAAUACUGUAAUCUAUCCAGUAGUUGGUCAAUCAGUAAUUGGCCAACCACAGGAUCCCAAUUUACUUCAACAACAACAGCAAGUCACUGGUCAGCAGCAAGGUCAACAAGCCAUCCAGCAACAAAGACAGCAAAACUCUCAACAAGUUGCUCAAUCUCAGCAAGCAGUCACCUUGGCUGUUGGUACUCCCAUAGUUACCACAACACAACAUCUUCAACAGCAACAACAACAGCAGGCAAGUUUUUUUCCUCUCAAUAAGCCAUUUUUCUUCACGCUCUUCUACGAAUUUGGUGGUGAAGAGUCGGUAGUUGUAACAGCUGUCGCUCAACCAGCUGCCACGGUAACUACUCAACUUAACGAGUGUGUCUAUUGUCGGGUCACUUUUGCCUCGGAUAUGGAUCUACGUCAUCAUAUGGAAAUGUCCCAUAAUAGUGCGAGGCGAUUUCAAUGUACCAUUUGCGGAAAGUCCUACACUAAGGCUUUUCUCCUGAAGAAUCACAUCAAAAGUCGUCAUGAUAACAUUCGAGAUAUCUUCUGCCCAACUUGUCAAAAAGCCUUUAGCAAACGCUCGGUUAUGAAGCGUCAUAUGAAAUCAGUUCACGCAGACUCGAAGGACUACACUUGCACGUUGUGUAAUAAGGCUUUUGCUGAAAAGAAGAACCUACAAAUGCACAUCAAUGCUCUUCAUAAAGGUCUGAAACCAUUUCAUUGUCAGGUUUGCGGCAAGGAUUUUGCUCGAAAGUGUGAUCUUUUGAGACAUGGAAAUUCCGUUCAUAAAGAAAGCAAGCCUUUCGAAUGCAGUUCAUGUGGCAAGGGCUUCCCCCAAAGAUGGUAUCUGGAACGUCACAUGGUCGCUGUUCACAAAAUGAAUCUUCAACAGAUGCCCCAAAUGCCAGCCACAACCUCAAAUGUUUUCGCAAUGACCCAGGCACCUCAGGCAGCCACAGCAACGAUCCUCACCCAGGACCAAUUAAUGCAACAGAUUCAACAGCAGCAGCAGAUAAUUCAAACCCAGCAAGUACAGCAACAUCAAGUGAUUCAGCAGACCCAGCAGCAACAUGGCCAACAACAAAUAAUCCAGACGACAGGUCAGCAGCAGGGUCAACCAACUCUAAUACAACACCCUCAGAUUAUUCAACAACAGCAGAACCAACAGCAAGACCAGCAACAACAACAGCUACAACAGCAGCUGAAUACCCAGCAGCAGCAACAGCAGACUACAGUUUCGCAGAAUCAAGUAAUGACCCAGAUUGUUCAACCGCAGUUUUCACAAGCCCAGCAACAGCAAUUACAAUUCUCUGCUUUCUCCCAGGCUCCCACUAACUCCGUCAGCAUUGUGGCGGCAGCUGGAGGAGCCCGUUUUGCGGUUCCGAUGCCUGCAGGGGCAACUGUCAGCGCAACAGGGACACCUCUGAAUUCAACCACCACACACAUGGUUCCCACGCUCUUCUUCCAACAAGCAGGCGGCGGUGGAACUCUCAUUCCCUCCACACAUCACCAGCUGCAAUUGGCUGCUGCCGCUGCCGCAGCUGCCCAACAAGGAAGUGGCGCUGUCCAACCUCAACAGCAGCAGGCUGGGCAACAACAGCAGCGUAUUCAAGUGGCCGCUGGUCAGCAGCUUACCACGGCAACUGGCCUGCCUCCUGCUCAGCACAUGCUUCAACAAGGUGCUACGACCAUCUCGAUCAUUAAUCCCUCCGCUCAGACUGUUACUGCUACCCAAAUGCAAACACAACAACCGCAUCCUCCAGCGCAAAAGCAAAGAAAGCAGUACGCUUGUGAUCAAUGCGAUAAGGUAUACCCGCGAAAUCAGAGUUUACAGGCCCAUAUAAUUCAGGUUCACUCCGAUGUGAGGCCAUACACCUGUCGUAUUUGCCGCAAAGGAUUCGUGCGCAGAUGGGAUUUCUAUCGCCACUUGAAUGCGGUUCACAGAGAUCGUGCUCGUGACGCAUUGGAUGAGGAUAAGGUAGAUGAGUACGUAACUUGGAUGCGUAGUCGAGCCCCAACUGCAGAUAUUUCUUGGGAGUGUUUGAAUGCAGUGCGGGAGGAAUGUCCUGCAACAUCUACGGCUACUUCAAUGUCAGCAGCAGUAAGUGGAGUGUCUACCUCAGUUGUCAAUGUGAUUGCCACUACAACCUCAACAACCACGCCCGUGAAUCAGAUUGCGAUUAAAACUUCAGGCUCCCCUGUUGCAAGCCAAAAUAAUCAACAGCAGCCUUCAGCACCUUCAAGUGGUGGUUCCGCAAGUGCUGUUGUCCAAACACCAGCUAAUUCUGGAAAUGUGACAUUGACCAUGAUCAAACCCGCUGAUGAAUGA
Molecule: messenger RNA, 2541 nt
Organism: Rodentolepis nana
Lineage: Eukaryota; Metazoa; Platyhelminthes; Cestoda; Cyclophyllidea; Hymenolepididae
Source: the annotation of a GenBank genome assembly